Molecule: messenger RNA, 1374 nt
Organism: Heterostelium album PN500
Lineage: Eukaryota; Evosea; Eumycetozoa; Acytosteliales; Acytosteliaceae
Product: YEATS family protein
Exons: 1
Coding region: 1-1374 (457 amino acids)
Source: RefSeq, a predicted model, not a curated record
AUGCUCAUGCCGGUGAAUGUUGUCAUCGAUGACAUUUCAGAUCCACUCUUGGAGUACAACACCAAUAUCUACUACUGUCGACAGUACUUUGGCUACGACAUUCCUGUCAUUGGAACUGACAGCAGUAUCACUCGCAAGAACAGUGCCGUCCUCACCAAACAAACAUUGGUCAAGGAACGUGUCAAAGUGUUCAACGUUAAAGAACAAGAGAUAGAGGAGAAGGAAUACAAAAAGAUAUUGAAAAAGAAAAAGAAAUACGAUGAAGAGAUGGCAAUGGCAAUUCGGACCUACGAGCAAAAGAAGGAAGAUGGUGUCAGCAAGAAGGUCAAGUUGAAACGACCCAAGGUGAUCCCACCGACCAAAGUGAAAUAUCCAGACUUUGAGCCUGAUGCGUGGCAUGAAGAAUGGCUGAAAGGUGCAUCGGAAUUCGAGAGUUUCGAAUCGACCAUCGAUUCACAAACGAUCCAACCGAUCGUUUCAUUGCUGCCACCAACAGUGCGUCCCAAAUCAACAUCAAAAGCAAAUCGUGACAACUAUCAGCCAAACACAAACAACAACAACAGCAAUAAGAUAAUGGAUCGUAUGAUGUCACAACCUAUCAGUUCAAUAACUAGUAAUAGUAAUAAUAGCAACAGUAGUAGUAGUAGUCAACUUGGUGGAUUUGGAUUUGGAUUUAAUUUCUCUAGUUUCAAUGAUGAUUUUAAUGAUGGUUCUAAUGUUAAUUAUGACGACGAUGAAGAAGUGGAUGAAGAUAAUGCAGCAGCGACACAACCAAUGGAUUAUAAUGAUGAUGCUACACAACCGGUUGAUUAUGAUCACGAUGACAUUCAUAAUAAUCAGACCGUUCAUAAUACUAUAUUCAAUAUGCACAACGACUUUAUUGUGUCUACAAAUUCGUCUGCCGAGAAUCAUAUAAAUAUUAAGACAAUGGCACAACCAUUUGCAUCAAGUUCAUCAAAGCAUUUCUAUGAUGAUAUUAUAAUUACAGUUCCAAUGGAUAAACCUUUAGAUCAGUCAGAUCAAUCAACAGAUAACAAAGAAUCACAAAAAGAUAAAGAGAAAGUAAAAGAGAAAGAAAAAGAGAAAGAAAAAGAGAAAGAAAAAGAAAAAAAGAGAGACAGAGAAAGAGAGAAGGAUAAAGAUAAAGAGAAAGAGAAAGAGAGAAAACGAGACAAAGAAAAGACAAGCGAUAAUAGAAGUAGAUAUAGAGAGAAAGAUAAAGAAAGAGAAAAAGGUAUGGAUAGACACAGAGAAACAGAUAGAAAUAGAGACCGAGACAAAGAUAGUGACAACUCGAAGUGGAGAGAAAGAGAUAGAAAAAGAAAAGAUAGUGAGCAUAGUGGAAGAGAUAGUGAUGAUCAAAAAUGCGAAUAA